Messenger RNA from Gigantopelta aegis, 2479 nucleotides. RefSeq names its product latent-transforming growth factor beta-binding protein 4-like. The record is from RefSeq and is a predicted model, not a curated record. The coding region runs from base 167 to 2053 and encodes 628 amino acids. Gene Ontology annotation, molecular function: calcium ion binding; metalloendopeptidase activity; chitin binding. The transcript is spliced from 17 exons. Gene Ontology annotation, cellular component: extracellular region. Lineage: Eukaryota; Metazoa; Mollusca; Gastropoda; Neomphalida; Peltospiridae.
CCCUAGCAUGAUGUAUGGCCAUGGUGAAGAAAACAGUAAUAAAAACGACAAAAUUAGGUUCACUCACGAAAAAUAUGUUACAUAACGUAACGUACUCCGCACUAUUGCAUAAAACAGGUGCCCACCAUACCUGUGGAAGGAUACUCAUUUAAGACUAGCGGAUUUAAUGAACAUCUCAAGUAACCACAACCUUGGUCGAAUUAAAUGCAGAUCGAUGUUGUUAUAUCUUGUGGCAGUAGCAGUGGGAUGUUUGCACGGUGUUUACGGCCUGGGGUGUGUGGAUCCUAACGAGUGUCCCAGGCUGUACAACCAUGCCAGGUUUCUGUACCAACACUGCGGGGACUGUCACAAGUUUGUCUUUUGUGUACAAGGAAUGUAUUUCCCCAUGACGUGCCCGAACAACCUGUACUGGAAUGACGUCACAUACACGUGUGAUUACAGAGCGACAAAAUGUCACGCAGACGAAUGCACCCUUGGAACACACAAGUGUCAUCAACUCGCCACGUGCUUUUGGUACAGGACGGACUCAGCGUAUCGGUGUAUCUGCAGAGCCGGCUAUGAAGGGAAUGGGGUCACAGAAUGCAAUGAUAUCGAUGAAUGUACAGAUGGAAGUCAUAACUGUGAUCCAAAGGCAGUGUGCUCUAUUACUGAAGGUUCAUUUAAGUGUACGUGUUUAACUGGAUAUAAAAUAGACGGAAAUGUGUGUAAAGAUAUCGAUGAAUGUAAAGAUGGAAGUCAUGGCUGUCAUCCUAUCGCUGUGUGCUCUAACACUGAAGGUUCAUUUGAUUGCACCUGUAAAACUGGAUAUAUCAUGGAUGGAAAUUCCUGCAUAGAUAAAGAUGAAUGUCGAGAUGGAAGUCAUAACUGCGAAGUUAACGCUGAGUGCUUUAAUACUAUUAGUUCCUUUACUUGCAAAUGUCAUACUGGAUUUACCCUGGAGAAUACUGUCUGUGAAGAUAUAGAUGAAUGCAAAUCUGGAGGAAAUAAUUGUGACAAUGGCGCCAAGUGCGAGAAUACCGAAGGUUCCUAUGUGUGUGUGUGUCCAGCUGGAUAUGUCCUGAAAAAUAAUGGCUGUGAAGAUAAAGAUGAAUGUAGAGAUGGAAGUCAUAACUGCGAUGUUAACGCUGAGUGCUUUAAUAGUAUUAGUUCAUUUACUUGCAAAUGUCAUACUGGAUUUACCCUAGAGAAUACUGGCUGUGAAGAUAUAGAUGAAUGUAAAGAUGGAAGUCAUGAUUGUGAUAAAAGCGCGAAGUGCUUAAAUACCGAUGGUUCAUUUGUGUGUGAGUGCCCACCUGGAUAUGCCAUGGGAAAUAAUAUCUGCGAAGAUAUAGACGAAUGUACAGCUGGAAGUCAUGACUGUGAUCCUAACGCUGUGUGUUCUAAUACUAUUGGAUCAUUUGAUUGCAACUGUCGAAAUGGAUAUAGCAUGGCGAAGGGAAAUGUCUGCACGGAUGAUGAUGAAUGUGAAGAUGGAAGUCAUAACUGUCCUCCUCACGCCCUGUGCUCAAAUUCUGAUGGUUCAUUUACAUGUAUCUGUGACGAUGGGUAUACCAUGGAGGGAAUUGUCUGUAAAGAUAUAGAUGAAUGUCAAACUGGAAGCUAUCAAUGUGUUGUUAAAUCAGUGUGCUCUAAUACGGACGGCUCAUAUACGUGUACGUGUGAAGCCGGAUUUACCAUGGAAAAUGAUGUCUGUGUAGAACUUCCUAAGUCGUGCCUUGAUAUCAAGAACGCAGCCGACGCCAGUUUAUCGGAUAAAUUUUACGAGAUAUACCCCAAACGUCUUGGUGGCGAGCCACUGAAAGUGUACUGCCACAACAUGGCCUCGACACCUGUUGAGUUCCUGGAGUUCGUGGUGACAAAUGGCGGACAGAAUCCAGAUUCUGAAGACCGUACGUGUAAUGGUGAAGUAGACAACGUGGGCCGACCCGAUGCUGGGAUCACGCUAUACAGCAGAAUUCGAAUAAAUCCUGAGAAACUCAUCAUAGUGCAGGACACCACGUUUGCUAAAACGAUGGGCAGCACCAUCAAGUAUGGCCACGCGUCUGACUGCUAAACGGCACACCUCAAUGGACAGAAGGCAAGAUGUGGACCGGCAGGAACUUUCAUCAUGCGUUUUACUGGUGUCGCCGUUAAAAUUGAUCCACAGCAAGAGUGGGAAACUUUCGGACAGAAUUCAUUCAAGGAAGUAGAUAGACUUUCCAACGGUCAGAUAAUUAAACUCAAAUGUGGCGGAUACUGUGGCGGUUGUCAGCCUGUAGGCGAUCUUCAACUUGUGUUAAACACAGAACAAUAGCAAUGUGUCAGAAAGUAAGCUCUAUCGACAUUGAACUGGAACAAAUGGCUAUAGUAGAAGUAAACCAUUUAAUUCGAUAUCGAGCUUUUUGUGUGAAGUGAAAAACAAAAACAACCCCGAUGGUGCGAAUUAUUCCUUCAAACAGCUUGUACAUACUAUAUUUUGAGAGUAAACACAUUUAGUAUC